Molecule: messenger RNA, 1848 nt
Organism: Engraulis encrasicolus (European anchovy)
Lineage: Eukaryota; Metazoa; Chordata; Actinopteri; Clupeiformes; Engraulidae
Product: meprin A subunit beta-like
Exons: 11
Coding region: 1-1848 (615 amino acids)
Biological process (GO): proteolysis
Cellular component (GO): membrane
Molecular function (GO): protein binding; metalloendopeptidase activity; zinc ion binding
Source: RefSeq, a predicted model, not a curated record
AUGGAGCUCAAGACCAGGAAGAGAAGAUCUACCAGUGUCUCUAAAGACCGCACUCUUUGGCCCCUGCCUGUUCCCUAUGACUUAGACUGGCUGCUUGAUAGCAACGCUAAGGGAGUCAUCCUGCAAGCUUUUGAGCAGUUGAGGUUGAAGACAUGCAUUGACUUCAGGCCUAGACGUAGGCUUUAUGAACAGUACAUCAAACUGACGUGGAGUAUAGGAUGCUGGUCUGAGGUCGGGAGGAAGCUUGCCUUGGCCCAGGAUCUCUCCAUUGGCACCCAUUGUGACACAGUUGCCACAGUGGAGCAUGAGCUCCUCCAUGCCCUGGGCUUCUGGCAUGAGCAGUCUAGACCUGACAGGGACAGAUAUGUGACCAUCAACUGGGAAAACAUCCAAACAGGAGAGGAAAACAACUUUGAGAUUGGCACCAAUGAUACCAACAGCACCAUGGGCACCCCGUAUGACUACUUGUCCAUCUUGCACUACCCCAAAAAUGCCUACACCAAUGGCAAUGGAUCUACAAUCAUCACAACGCAACCUGAGUACCAAGAUGUGAUUGGUCAACGCCUGGACAUGAGCCCUUAUGAUGUGGAAGAGCUCAACCAAUUGUAUGGCUGCAAAAACUCCAUCUCCUUUCUGGAGCACUACAACUUUGAUGAGGGCACACGUGAGGUUUUUUCAUCAGGAUGGAAGAGAGUGCGUAGAGCGGAUGGCGGUCCCCAUUCUGACCACACCUACCUGGGCACUGGCAAGCAGGGCACUGGUGUCUUCAUGCAUUUCAGCACCAAGACAGGCAAACCUGGAGACACAGCAAUAUUUAGCACAAGAAAGAUGACACCCAAAAGAAGUUGCAAGGUCCAGUGCCUUGAGUUUUUCUACUACCAUACUGCCAGUGAGAAAGAUCAGCUCAACAUCUGGAUAAGAGAGUUUGACAGUGUGAAUGACACUGAAGGGAAGCGUAGAUUCAUGGGACAAAUUAAAGGUUCCCCUGAUCGGACGUGGAAACUUCAUCAUGUUCCUCUGGAUGCCUCUAGGACCUUUCAGGUGGAGUUCGAGGGCCGCAAACGAUCAUGGUAUUCAAGCGGGGGCUUCUCAGUUGACGACAUCAACCUCUCAGAAACUGAGUGCCCCCAUCAAACAUGGCACGUCAGGGACUUUGAGAGGAAAUUAAGGACAAGUCCCAACAACACGUAUGUCUUCAGCCCAAAAUACUACUCUGAUGAGGGGUACAGGUACCAGGUAGUGCUGAAGCUGAACAUGGAUUUCUUUGGAGUCUAUGUUCGCCUCGUCUCAGGGGCAAAUGAUUACACACUGAAUUGGCCUUGUCAAUGGAGACAGAUAACCUUCAUACUACUGGAUCAGACAUCCCACAUUCAGAAGCGCAUGUCUCAACAAAGAAGCCUUACAUCAAGUGCUGAUGUGAACCUGUGGAGUGUCUUCAACAACCCUCGUGUAUGGGGAACUCGAGAAGACUUUUUUUCCUAUGGCAAUGACGCACAAGGUUAUGGUUUCUUCUUGUCUGCUAAAGACCUGAGAAGCAGGGAGUUCCUCAAAGGAGGUGACAUCAUUCUCCUCAUCUCUAUGAAGGACAUCUCCAGGUUGAAAUCCGUGGAUACCCUCCCCUGCCCUAGCGUAGCAGCGCAGACCUGGAUUGAAGAUACUAUCGAAGCAACUACCACACAGACAACAACCACAAAACGGACAACAACCACAAAACGGACAACAACCACCACACAGAGAACAACCACCACCACAGAGUCUCGCAGCUUUCCUGACCCUGACUACCCUGAUCCCAAGUGGCCGCCUUACAACCCACCAUACAAUCCACCAUACAACCCACCAUACAGGUAA